Messenger RNA from Tarenaya hassleriana, 1934 nucleotides. RefSeq names its product laccase-12. Bases 45 to 1772 code for a protein of 575 amino acids. The record is from RefSeq and is a predicted model, not a curated record. NCBI's taxonomy places the organism in Eukaryota, Viridiplantae, Streptophyta, Magnoliopsida, Brassicales, Cleomaceae. Gene Ontology annotation, cellular component: apoplast. The transcript has 6 exons. Gene Ontology annotation, biological process: lignin catabolic process. Gene Ontology annotation, molecular function: copper ion binding; hydroquinone:oxygen oxidoreductase activity.
CUUCUCAAACCCUUUCAUUAGUUCCUCAAUUAUCGUAAUCACCAAUGGCUACCAGCUCGUUUCCUUCAUCCUUGUUCUUGUUAUGUUCUCUUCUCUCCGCUUCAUUGGUUCUCUCCGAAGUUCACCACCAUGAUUUUGUCAUCCAAGAGACGCCAGUGAAGAGGCUGUGCAAAACCCAAAACGUGAUCACCGUCAAUGGAAUGUUUCCGGGUCCAACCCUCGAAGUUAACAAUGGCGACACACUUGUGGUCAAAGUGGUCAACCGAGCCCAACACAAUGUCACCAUCCAUUGGCACGGGGUGAGGCAGAUGCGAACGGGAUGGGCCGAUGGGCCGGAGUUCGUGACCCAAUGCCCAAUACGGCCCGGUAACAGCUACACCUACCGUUUCACCAUCCAAGGCCAAGAGGGCACUUUGUGGUGGCACGCCCAUAGCUCCUGGCUCCGAGCCACCGUCUACGGUGCCCUCCUCAUCCACCCACCUCCUGCCUCUUCCUAUCCUUUCCCUAAACCGGAUCGCCAAACCACCCUCCUCCUCGGCGAGUGGUGGAAUGCAAACCCGAUUGAUGUUCUGAAAGAAGCGAUCCGAACCGGAGCUGCUCCCAAUGUGUCCGAUGCUUAUACCGUUAAUGGCCAACCCGGUGAUCUUUACAAUUGCUCUAACCAAGAUACGAUUGUGGUUCCAACCGGUUCAGGAGAAACAUCACUCAUAAGGGUCAUCAACUCGGCCAUGAACCAGCCGCUUUUCUUCACGGUGGCUAACCAUAAGCUCACGGUGGUUGGAGCCGACGCAUCUUACCUCAAACCGUUCAGCACAAAUGUCAUAAUGCUCGGUCCUGGUCAGACAACCGACGUCCUCUUAACCGCCGACCAGCCUCCUAACCGUUAUUACAUGGCGGCCAGGGCUUACCAAAGCGCUCAAAACGCACCGUUUGAUAACACCACCACCACGGCUAUUCUCCAAUACAAGUCAUCUCCUUGUUGUUCGAAUGGGACAGCGAAAGGUAUAAAAAAAACACCGCCCAUCAUGCCGUUUUUGCCUGCUUUCAACGACACGAACUCCGUCACGUCAUUCUCCGGGAAGUUCAGGUCACUACGCGACAUCGUGGUCCCGAAAGAGAUCGACGAAAGCCUCUUCUUCACCAUCGGUUUAGGCCUCGACAACUGCCCGAAAAGCUUCCCGAAAAGCCGGUGCCAGGGCCCAAACGGCACGCGGUUCACUGCCAGCAUGAACAACGUGUCGUUUGUCCUCCCGUCUAACUUCUCGCUCCUGCAGGCACAUUCAAAGGGCAUUCCCGGAGUUUUCACGACGGAUUUUCCGGCAAAACCUCCGGUGAGAUUCGAUUUCACCGGAAAUAACGUGAGCAGGUCGCUGUUUCAGCCAGUUCGUGGGACCAAACUGUACAAACUCAAGUACGGAUCGAGAGUUCAGAUUGUUCUUCAGGACACAAGCAUUGUAACACCAGAGAACCAUCCGAUUCAUCUCCAUGGCUACGAUUUCUACAUCGUGGCUGAAGGGUUCGGUAACUUUGAUCCAAAGAAAGAUACUUCCAAGUUCAAUCUCGUUGACCCUCCUCUCAGAAACACCGUGGCCGUUCCCGUUAACGGAUGGGCCGUUAUCAGAUUCGUCGCUGAUAAUCCAGGGGUUUGGUUGAUGCACUGUCACUUGGAUGUGCAUAUCAGUUGGGGUCUUGCAAUGGCGUUCUUGGUCGAUAAUGGUUCCGGAGAAUUGCAGACUCUUGAAGCUCCUCCUGAAGAUUUGCCCGUUUGUUAGUACCGUCACCAUCACCAUCACCAUCAUAAGCUCCAAGAAAUUAUUGUUACCGUUGAUUGGAAUUCAAGAUCCGACACAGAUUGUUCUUUUUUCUUUCCUUUUUUCCCCCUGUAACGAUCUUGUUGGAUCUUUAAAGAAAGUAAUUUGAGUUAUGCUUACUUA